Molecule: messenger RNA, 852 nt
Organism: Loa loa (African eye worm)
Lineage: Eukaryota; Metazoa; Nematoda; Chromadorea; Rhabditida; Onchocercidae
Product: glutaredoxin family protein
Exons: 2
Coding region: 272-727 (151 amino acids)
Source: RefSeq, a predicted model, not a curated record
GUUAUUUCGUGCUAGGAAUAAGAAAUUGUUAGUGAUCGCUUUCUCGAAGUGGUCAUUUGUUGAAAUGUAUGAUGUGAGGUUGAUUCAGUUGUCUUUCUAUGUUCUUUGUCUAAUGUACUUAAGCAUUGCAUGGGAUCAAAAGGUCAAGCUUGUGCAUUUACUUCUCUAAAUCUGUUUCAGUGUCUUUGGAGUUCAUAUGAAGACUUUCUUCGUCUCGUAUUCGCAAUGAAGUGUUUUUAUUGUUGUAUCGAUUUCUGAAACGAUAGCUCUCAUGAAUUCAAGAAUAUUAAAGGUCCUUAAAGAUUUCAGCUUCACCAUAGGAAUGGGUCAGUUUCUGUCCACACCUUCACCAAUGGAUGAAGAAAGUAUUCGGAAGGAAGUGAUACAUUUCCCAGUAGUUAUCUUCACAAUGCCAAGAUGUCCAUACUGUGUGAGAGCUAAGCAGUUACUAGAUAAGGAACGGAUCGAAUAUAAGGAAAACAACUUGGAUAUUCAUCAGCGUCGUUUCCCAGCUAACCAUCAGUCAUAUGUUAAUGGAUUAAUUAAUAUCACAAAGCAAACCUCGGUACCUCAGAUAUUUAUUUGUGGUGAUUUCAUUGGUGGAUUUACGGAAUUGCAGCAAUUAAAAAACGCUGGAAUGUUACUAAAUGCGAUUGCUAAAUGUCGAUCUUCUCCGGAAAAAAAAUUUCUCAUAGCUAUGCUUUUUAUGUGGUUAAAUUUUUCUUGAAAGGGUCUUCCUCAAUGAUUUUUUUCUUCCAUUUAGGAUUUUUAUGGUAAUUUUUUUUCGAGCUAUUCACAUGUAGUGCUUUUGUUUUCUCUUGAUUUAUGCCGCCUUUUUUCAAUGACAUAAUG